ACGAAGUUAAGAUUCGCCUUCGAUUCUGUCACAGGAUUUCGAAAGAUACACAAUGAGAAACUGGAUAUCGGUGCUCAAAGCUGUGAUCGCUACCCUGUUUGCUACUAGCUUCCCUUUGACCGGUGCAGAAGAUAUCACGACUGGAACUGACGAUAUGGAUUCGAGAGGGAAGAACUCAACUAUAAGAUUGUUGAGAGUAGCUUGGCUUUCGAAACCUCCAUACUUAAUGUUAAGCGAGAAUAAUUCUUUGGAUGAACUUCCUUAUGGGUUAUUGAAAGACACUCUAGCUCCUUAUAUUGUAGUGAAUUGUGGUCGCUCUCACAAGCCUCAGUCCAUCACAUACACAUUUGAAGACAAGGGGAACAACUUCAGAAGCGAAUCUGAAUUGGUAGAAAUUCUGCGAAGAAACGAAGCGGACGUAGUCGCCCCAAUAUUCGAAAUCCCAGACGAUCGACAAUACAAAGAAUUUCACUUUGUUAAAGUCGAUAGUUAUCCCGGAACUGAUUUCAUAACCACAGACCAAGAAACCAAAGCUUUGAAGGUUGUCUUAUCAGCAAUUUUUGAAUCUUGGCCAUUGCUUGUUGUUGCAGUAAAUUUUACAGCCAUCACUGGGAUCAUCAUGUGGGCUUUGGACAAACAUUGUAACAGCGAAGAAUUUUCACCCUCCUUCAUCAAAGGCUCUGGGGAUGGAAUCUGGUGGUCAUUUAUCUCAAUGACAACUGUUGGAUAUGGCGACAAGGUUCCGAAGUCGAUGGCAGCUCGUAUAUUCUCCAUAUUUUGGAUACUGAUUGGUAUCGUUGUCAUGACGUUAUUCAUGGCAAACAUCACCUCUGCGCUAACAACUGUCACACUAGAAACAGAACCAGCCAGCAUAUCUAAUCUUAAGGUUGCGGUGUUAGGAAAUGGAACAGAAUACCAACACGCACUGCAUGAAGGAACUCACCCAGAAGUCUAUCACAAAAUUGACGAUAUGAUUCAAUCAGUAAGAACUCAGGAAGUAAAUGGGAUGUUAUUGGACCACUACACAGCUUCCCAUUUUCAGCUAAAGGGCAAACUGGAAUCUCUUGUCACGGUCAAGAAGUUGGAAUUUCGGAGGGACAUUGGAGUGCUCUUCUCAAAGGAAUCAUAUAAACUUGUAAACUGCUUGAAAUUAAUACGUGCCAACAUUUGGAGAUCGGUUAAAGCCGUUACUGAGACGUUACAGCAAACGCAACCAAAGAGUGUCAAAAUUGUCCGCCUUUUUAAUGAAUCCAACAGAGUAAUAAAGUUUUCCAUUUACAUAUCAUUUGGGAUUCUGCUGACUUUGAUGAUCAUGGGGGUCAUUUGGGAGAUAAAGAGAAAGAAAGCAAGGUCUCUAAAAAUCAAAGGAAAACAUGAACUUGCCGAGGAGGGAAGCUUUGCAACAAAAGCAUCGACGAGACUGAGCAUAAACAAUAAUCUGGAGGCAGCGAGGGAACUUCUCCUUCAAAUGCAAGAACGCUUCAACAACCUUGAAGCUGAAGUGAACAAUUUCUCCGCAUAAUUACGAAGACAUGUUAUGUACUUCAUUAAAUUUACUAUUAUGCUAUUAAGAACGUUUUCACUUUGAUUCCUGACAAAACUGAUGAAAUUGAAGGUGUAAUUUUUUCAGGCCCUUCAGGCCCGUCACGUUCACGCGUCAUGAGAUCAAAAUGAAAGGAACUACAGCAUGAAAUAACAGUACUGAUAUCAUAGCUUUACAUCUGCUUCGCAGAAAUUAAGCCUCAAAGUAAGGAGGGUGGAAGGGCAAAGAAUUCUUUCGUCAACCACACCUCCUGAGAAUCAUCAUCUUGGUCAACGGUAAUAGUAAUUUAAGCUCAGCGAAAAAACAUCAGCAGAGCGUGGUUCGCUCAACUGUACCCCAUAAAAGUUUAUAAUCAACAAAAUUAGUAAAAAACCGAACAAUAAACAUGGUUCCUAG
Stylophora pistillata is the source of this 1939-nucleotide messenger RNA. RefSeq lists its product as uncharacterized. Gene Ontology annotation, biological process: potassium ion transmembrane transport; action potential. Lineage: Eukaryota; Metazoa; Cnidaria; Anthozoa; Scleractinia; Pocilloporidae. The record is from RefSeq and is a predicted model, not a curated record. Gene Ontology annotation, cellular component: membrane; voltage-gated potassium channel complex. Gene Ontology annotation, molecular function: delayed rectifier potassium channel activity; ligand-gated monoatomic ion channel activity.